AUGUUCAACAGAAAGUACUUGCCAAAUCCGCUGAGAUGUUUUGCUUGGAAUACUCCAUGUCUGCGAGCGUUGGCUGAAAACCCUGCAGAUGGCUAUAUUCUAAGGAUUCCUGGACUAGAUACUUCGAAACUUGACCCAUUUGAAGUAGACUAUUUCAAGUUAGAUCAUGAUGGUUUGCUAUUUGAAACCAAGGAUACAAAGAUUUAUGGUCUAAAAAAUUUAAAUAUCGACGAGUUUAGCGCUGACGCAAAUAAUAGCACGUUACAAGUGAAAUUAAGUACAGAUGUGUACGUCACUGGUCGGUAUAAAUCUGACGGGUCCUUAUUCUACAUGCCAGUAAACGGAGAAGGAGAUUACUGGGCCUCCCUUAAAAACGUGGUAGUAGAUAUUUUUGCGCCAUAUAAUAUUGUUAGAGAUGCAAAUGGUGAAGAGUACAUAGAAGCAAAUGAUAAUUAUAAGUUCAGCUACGAGGUUAAGGAUAAUGCAGAAUUCCGCUUAGAUAAUCUUCAUUAUGGAUUUUCAGGGCUCAGUGAAGCGAUGCAAUACCUAGCGAAUGCGAACUGGAAGUAUAUAUCUUCGAAAUAUGUCAGUGAUUUUAUUGGGAAUGCCGUCGGCAACGUAGCAAAGUCACAAUUUAAGAGUCAUUUCCGGUUGGAGCGAGCCAAAUUUUUGGGUCAAGAUAAUAUAAAAAACAUAGAAAUAGAUGUUCUUGCGCCAUAUAAUAUUGUAAGAAAUGCAAAUGGUGAAGAGUUCAUAGAAACAAAUAAUAAUAAUUAUAAGUUCAGCUUCGAUGUUAAGGAUAAUGCAGAAUUUCGCUUAGAUAAUCUUCAUUAUGGAUUCUCAGGACUCAGUGAAGUGAUGCAUUAUCUGGUCAAUGCGAAUUGGAAGUAUAUAAUUUCGAAUUAUGCCGGUGCUUUUAUUGGGAAUGCCGCUGAAAACGUAGCAAAGUCACAGUUCAAAAUUUUAUCCGUACCAUUCAAAUGUCUUCUAUCGGAUGGACAGUGUUUGAAGAGAGAAGCACAGGCGGUAUUACCUCAAAUAUUUGAUGGAAUUCCUGCAAUAGGUUUGCCUCCACUUGAGCCUAUGUACAUAGACUUCUUUAGAAUAGAUAAAGAUGGUGUGCAAAUUAAUAUGACUCACUUGAAAGUUGAAGGAGUGAAAAGUUUGAUUAUUCAUGAUAUAAGUGUGGACAACACAAACUCGUUUCGCAUAUAUUUUCAUAUGAAAAAUAUGUCGAUAAAUGGAGCUUACAUAGCAAAUGGAUCGAUAUUAUCCACUUGUGUUGAUGGAGAGGGUGUUUUUGAGGCAAAAUUUAAGAAUAUUCAUGUCGAAGCGUUGAUACCGCUUGAAGUGGUAAAAACCAAAAGUGGUGUAACUUUUGGCGAAAUUAAAAUCAAUGAUAAUAAUUUUAAAUAUGAAGUAAAAGAGAAAGCAGAAUUUAAUUUUUCAGGCCUAUAUGAUACUGAUGACAUCGGUUUACGUAAAGCAGUACAGGAAAUCAAUGAUAAUUGGGAAUAUAUUACUUCGCAUUUGGUAGGUCCUUUAAUGAAUGUUGUCAUUCAUAAUAUAUUUAAGUCCAUACAAAUGUACAUGGAGUUGGAGCCUUUGAUAAAUUUAGUCAAUUUAAAUUGA
This is a messenger RNA of Maniola jurtina (meadow brown), 1632 nucleotides long. RefSeq lists its product as uncharacterized. The transcript has 11 exons. The record is from RefSeq and is a predicted model, not a curated record. NCBI's taxonomy places the organism in Eukaryota, Metazoa, Arthropoda, Insecta, Lepidoptera, Nymphalidae. The coding region runs from base 1 to 1632 and encodes 543 amino acids.